Messenger RNA from Puccinia graminis f. sp. tritici CRL 75-36-700-3, 3719 nucleotides. RefSeq lists its product as uncharacterized. The record is from RefSeq and is a predicted model, not a curated record. The transcript is spliced from 3 exons. NCBI's taxonomy places the organism in Eukaryota, Fungi, Basidiomycota, Pucciniomycetes, Pucciniales, Pucciniaceae. Bases 37 to 2103 code for a protein of 688 amino acids.
CCCGCCUCUCUCUCUCUCUCUCUCUCUCUCUCUCCCAUGCCUCGCCUUCACUCUGUAUCCCAAUAUCACUCUCAGCCCUCCAUCAAGCAGUCCCCAGGCUCCAACAUGUCCCCUCUUCCCCUGCUCCAUCUCAACCCUCGAACCUCCCCACUCAAAAGCAGGCCGGCCACCCCAGUCCACUUCCAAAACCCCGCCUGUCAAUCCACCAAACCUCGACACUCCGCCCCCGAGCAUCUCACCCGAUCCAAAUCAGCUCUUCGUCCGGUCUCAGACAACUCUACCCGCCCCAAACACCCCCUCAAAUCUACUGACAGAUCCCAGCUGGCCUGUACCGUCCAAUCGAUCCCCACUCCGUCUAGCACCACCAAAACCAGCUAUCGAAAAACUACCUCCAAGCGUUCUCGAAAACCUCGCGAAGGUACCACUAGUCCCCCACCGGCCCUCCAACCGGUCUCUCAUUUGUAUAACCUCUCCUUUCCCGAACCACAUCAGUCGUCUAUCGAGUCUCCUGAUCGCUUGAAUAACCCGUCCCCAACUCCUCAAACAUCAGAACUAGCCACCAAGCGCCAAGUACUCUCUCUAACCGACUUUUGCGACCAACUCACCGUCCAGGUACACGAUCAAUCCUUUGAAGUCACCCCAUCCAAGUGUUCACGUAACUCAAAGAAAAAAACCAGCAACCGAAAGUCCAAAAAAGGUGGUCAGCGUCGUGCUCCCAUGUGUCCUCAACUCAGUGAUUCUGAGGACGUGCUCACACUUGACCACCCAAUGUUUAUUCCUCAUGAGUCUCCUUCCAGAAGCGGCACACCAACCCCCAUCAAAAUUUCCGAAUCUCCUGUGCCAUAUAAUGGAUCCACUUUAAUUCUUGACGACGCCCAACUUGCUUCAUCCCCCGCUGCUACCAAACCUAGCAGCACAUCCGGCAUCUCAUCCCGUCGGCCAUCCGCCUCGCCCGUCUCGUUGCCCCCUCGUCAACAUGUGCGUGCCAAGUCCGUUGCCUCCAUCUUUGACUUGGACAAACCGCAAUCACCCUGCAAAUCUCGAGACGUCAAGGAUGACUGGGACAUGCCCCACGCCGCCCCCGCCCAAGGGCUUACUUGGCAACAGAUGGAGAAGAAGCUCAACAAAACUGUCCCGUCAGCUUCGACCAGUGGUCAUUUGGCGCAAAAGCUCGCUCAACAUGAUUCCAAGUCUUCCUCCGGCAACUGUGUUUCAUCCAAACCCAACACAAAAGAAACUUCUACACGCCGUCACCGAACCCCUCUGGCUCGUACUUCUAGCGCCAGCACUUUGUCACAACCUACCACAUCCAACCCCAAGACCAAUUCAUCCCGUUCAGAUGACGAAUCUGCGAUGACCUGGCAACAAAGCAUUCUCAGACCCUCCCUUAGACACACUCUCCUUGCCUCCCGUUCUGAUCAAUCGGUCAACACUUCUGAGUCCAAGUCUAGCAACACCAAAAACGCAGCUCUUGCCGGUGUCAAAACCCCAGUCAAGGCGACCUGCGCUCCUCGUAAGGCUGGUGUCACGUCUGCCGCUAAGCCACGUACCAGUGGUCCACCCGCGUCCUCUAACAAGCGCAGGAACAGCUUGUCCUCCACACGCAACUCCACGGUCCAGCCUUUGGAAAACACCCCGAUCCAUGAAAAGUCUCGUUCGUUGGGCUUAAAAAGUGGAGAGAACAUCUUUUCCGAAUGGAAAUCGUUCACUAACUCUGUCGACGAAAAAGUAGCUCAACCGAUCUUUUCAAACCCCUUACCCAUUCUUGGGGCUCAAAUCGAUUACAAUACCCCCAUUCGCCGCCAUGCUAAAUCAUAUACCCACCAGCCCACUGGUUUCCCUCAUCACCUGGUGCAACAAUCUAGUCAGCCAAAUAACUCGGCCCCUGUCUUUUCGCACAUACAUGACUCCAAGGACAUCAAAGUCAUGACCCCUAGCAAGCCUAGGUCUACCAGUGAAGACUUGUAUUUAGCUGCUACUCCUGGAAGCAAGCUUUCAUCACCUGCUCUGCGAGCCGCCUUUAUGUACGCCGGGCCACAAUUUCACAACAGCCCUUGUCCAGCGGCUUUGCCCGCUCCCAAAUUCUCUUUCGGUUCUGCAUAGACCGGCUGUUCUCUUUUUUUCUUCGAAGUGUUUACUAGACAUGAUUACCUCGCUUGCUCACUCAUUUUGGCGAACUGAAAUUAAUUUAAUGCUGCCUUUCACGAUACAAGCAGAAAUGUACAUUUUAAAUUUUUUGUCUCCUCCAAUUGGGUCUUUUUAAUUUUAGCAUUACUCGCUGUGUUUAUGUAUUCGGUUCAUCACCCAUCCAUGGCCACCCCUGUCCAAUUCCAUCGAUCCGCGUCAAACCAAGGCUGACAUCCGCUCGGUCAAACUCUCUACCCUACCUCACCUUUUUCUCUUGGUACUCAAGUACUUCUUCCCACUCCCAGUCUUGGACUGAUCUGUUGGCGGACUGUUCAUCUAGCCCAGCCUUCUACAUAACGCCAGCCCUAGUUUUCGCUAAUCUGUCAUUGAGGAUUUUCAUGUAUUUGUAAAACUUCCCUCUCAGUUCUUCCUCUUGCUGUUUGAGGAGUACCCUACAUACUACAAGCCACAGCACAUAUACAUACGUUAAGUUAUUGUGAUCGGCAUCUCUUCUUUUUUUGCAUCAUCCUUUCCUUAUCCCCCUUCCCGACAUAUACACCCAUUACAUCUUUGUCACUGUUCUAUGUAUGUACGUUCUUCAGUAUCCCAUUUUACUUUUUUUUUUCAAGCUUCGCUUCUUUGGACUUUAUCCUACCCAUCGACUUCUUCUUUUUUUUUUUUGAGCAUCGUCGCGAUGGUCUGUUUUUUCCUUUCUUAAGAUGUAUGGUCCUUUUCUUUCCCUCUUUGUCACUGAUCUACAACAAGCAUGUGUCCCCCUCCACCGAACAAGAAAAAACAAAAAUACAUAUUUAAUUCCCCCAUCUUAUCUUUGCCUCUCCACUCAAGCAUCCUGUAUAUGUCUUCUUACUACUUAUCCCACAUGCUUUGUUCCCCUUCCCUUGUUGCAAGCCUUCUCUUACCCGAUUGUCACUCGCUUCACAACAUCAUCCAGCUCUCUCUCUCUCUUUCCAUAAGCUAUAUUUCCCUUGUCACACUUUUCUUGCCCUCUUUCUCUCCUCUGCACACUUGCGUCUGAUAAUAUAUAUACUAUACAUAUAAUAAUGUGUUGUGUUUGUGAGUUUCAUGAUCCGAUAUAUAUAUAAAUGUAUGUUUUAACAAUCAACCAAUGUGCUGCUUUUGUUCUCUCUCUCCCUUUCAUUCAUUCUAUCCAACUCGUCUUCCCCCUCUCCAUCAUACAUAUUUAUCUUGACUGCUCACUCCCAACCCAUAUGGCAAUCCAAUCCAACUCUUCAUAGUCCUCCCAUAUAUAUAUGUCACUUAUAUGUAUGUAUGUAUGUAUGUGCAAGAUUGUGCGAGCAACAGAUGUGUCUCUUAUUGAUGAUCUUUUCGUGUGGGGUUUGGGUGGUUGGCAUGUGUGUGUCUUGUUAUAUAUACAUGUGUGUCUGCUAGCAACAAAUAUGACUUGAUCAUCAAUGAUUUUUUUUUCAAUUUAAAUUGAUUACAUGUGUUGUCAUGAAUGUGUCUUGCCAUAUAUAUAUAUACAUACAUACAUCUAUUGCUUGUCUUUGUUUGAUGAUGAUCAUGAGUCAAAUUAUAAGGAAUGAUUUAAGGAAUGAUUUGUUCAUGAAAGA